Molecule: messenger RNA, 997 nt
Organism: Pungitius pungitius (ninespine stickleback)
Lineage: Eukaryota; Metazoa; Chordata; Actinopteri; Perciformes; Gasterosteidae
Gene: erg28
Product: ergosterol biosynthesis 28 homolog
Exons: 5
Coding region: 184-615 (143 amino acids)
Cellular component (GO): membrane; endoplasmic reticulum
Molecular function (GO): protein-macromolecule adaptor activity
Source: RefSeq, a predicted model, not a curated record
AUUUCUUAAACUCUGGUAUUGGUCAUCCCUCGAGUACAAGAUAACACGAUGAAAGCGUAACACCGCUGGCUUGAAUCCCACCUAAAUGCUUUAUAUUCUAACCUUUCUCUCAGCAUCAUGUCCACGUUGUAGUUUUGCAGCGGCCUCCAGACAGGUUUGACAGGUGCGUCUCUCGGACGGAACAUGAGUCGCUUUCUGAACGUGCUGCGCAGCUGGCUGCUGAUGGUGUCCAUCAUCGCGGUGGGAAACACGGUGCAGAGUUUCAGAGAUCACAGUUUCCUGUCGGAGAAGCUCUACACGGGCGCGCCGCAGUUCGUGAAUGGUCUCCAAGCGCGAACGUUUGGCAUUUGGACGUUGCUGUCGUCGAUCAUCCGCUGCUCCUGUGCCAUUGACAUCCACAACAGAACGCUGUAUCACAUCACCUUAUGGACAUUUGUGUUGGCGUUGGGCCACUUCCUGUCGGAGGCCUUCGUUUACAAAACGGCUCCUUUGACGAUCGGGGUCAUGGCGCCUCUCAUUGUGGCAGGUUUCUCCAUUAUAGGAAUGCUGAUCGGAUAUCAUUGUAUCCCAGAGUCCCAUCAGGAGGUCGGAGCCAGACAGAAGAAGCGUAACUGAAUCCUGACAGUGACAUCUUGUUGUACUCUACAUUUCACUUUUGAUAGACUACAUAUACAACCUAAUCUUGGCUGUAUUUAAUAUUUUUUUCAGAGAGCAAUCAUCAAUAUGUGCCAUUUGAAUUCAUUCUCAAGUGAUCGGUACAUAGACGUUUCAUUUAGUUUAUUUGAACCAUCAGUGAAAGUCUGUUUCAGAAAUGUAUUGAGUUUUUAUUUCUCCUGCACACGUUGUCUUAUACCUGAUCUGCAAAAGAACUAUACUAUCAAUUACUAAAUCUACCUUUUCUAUUAACUAGUUGUUCUUGGUUCUGUGCUGUGAAAUAUUUGCACACCCUUUAAUUUCAUGCACAAUUAUUGUCCUAUAAAACCUUUUCUUGAUGUUU